GUGAACUAGGAAGUUAGAAUACUGUCUCUGAACGCCCUGGCAGUGAAGAAAAUGAUCAGCGAGCUACAGAAGCUUGGUGCUGGGUUAGCAGGAUUUGGCAUUUUUUUCAUCACCUUUGGGGUACUAUUAUAUUUUGAUACAGUCCUUCUGGCUUUUGGAAACAUUCUGUUCCUAUCUGGCUUGGCUCUAAUUAUUGGUCUUAGGAGGACAUUCAGCUUCUUCUUCCAGCGACAAAAGUUAAGGGGCAGCACCUUCUUUUUGGGAGGAGCACUUCUGGUCCUUCUCCGUUGGCCACUGAUAGGAAUGCUGUGUGAAAUCUAUGGCUUUUUUAAUCUAUUCAGGGGGUUCUUUCCAAUGGUGUUUGGGUUCCUGGCAUCUCUGGGGAACAUUCCUGUACUUACCUUGCUCUUUCAGAAGUUAGCAGGCAGUGAUUCCACAAUGGUAUAACUCGUACGUGAAAAUGAUGAGCCCACCAAAGAGAUUUUACUUAUCUUGACUUAUUUUUCCUUCUAACUUGGAUUAGUGCGGUGGUACAAAUAUGGACACCGUGACAAUGUGAUGUACACCAAACAGCUGUGAUGCAACAGAUACAGAAAAAGUACAUUUCAUGACAAAACUGGGUAGCUUGAUUAACAUUUAAUAAACUAUUUAAACCAAA
Spea bombifrons (plains spadefoot toad) is the source of this 658-nucleotide messenger RNA. RefSeq names its product golgi transport 1A (gene GOLT1A). Gene Ontology annotation, cellular component: endoplasmic reticulum; membrane. NCBI's taxonomy places the organism in Eukaryota, Metazoa, Chordata, Amphibia, Anura, Pelobatidae. The transcript is spliced from 5 exons. Gene Ontology annotation, biological process: endoplasmic reticulum to Golgi vesicle-mediated transport; retrograde transport, endosome to Golgi. The record is from RefSeq and is a predicted model, not a curated record. The coding region runs from base 52 to 447 and encodes 131 amino acids.